AUGUCGUUAAGCACCGUGUUUCGUCGUGCCUCGUCGACAGUGGCCACUAUUGCCUUCCGCGCGGCUAGAUCUCCGGUGAGCCUCCCCAGUGGUGCCGUCUCCGCUCAGAGACUGAUUCAUGGUAGCCAGCUCCGCUGUGGAUCGGCUAUUUCAUUCUCGAGAUUCUCAACGGAAAGCGUCGUCAGUAAAAGAACCGCCGACGAGGAGCUUGUUAGCGUUCUCGAAUCUGAAAUUGAAUGCGCCGUGAACGAGGAGGCACCUGAUGAAAACGUCUUGGAAUAUAAGCCAGAAGGGUUUCCAUUUGAGAUAAUUGAUACUCCAGGGGAAAGAACUUUGUUGCUGCAAAGGAAAUUUGAGAAUGAAACCAUCCAAGUGGAAGUUGACUCUGCACCUUUUGAAGAUGAAGAAGAAGACGAAGCAGCAGAGGCAAACGACGACGAUGAAGAAGAGAGCUCGGGUAGAAUCAGGCUUCCAAUGGUUGUGAGUGUGGCGAAAAGUGACGGUGUCUGUCUUGAGUUUGGAGUCAGCGCAUACGCCGAUGAGAUUGUGAUUGAUAGUUUAUCGAUCAAACAACCCGAAGGAUCUGAUAACGAGCUUGCUUACGAAGGACCUGACUUUGAGGACUUGGAUGAGAAUUUGCAGAAGGCUUUCCACAGGUUCUUAGAGAUCAGAGGGAUCAAACCGAGCUUCACUAACUUUCUGGCUGAUUACGUGGCCAACAAAGAUAGCCGAGAGUAUCUGCAAUGGCUCAAGGAUCUCAAGUCUUUUGUUGAGAAGUGA
Molecule: messenger RNA, 780 nt
Organism: Microthlaspi erraticum
Lineage: Eukaryota; Viridiplantae; Streptophyta; Magnoliopsida; Brassicales; Brassicaceae
Source: the annotation of a GenBank genome assembly